This is a messenger RNA of Mercurialis annua (annual mercury), 1204 nucleotides long. Its product is annotated as transcription factor MYB77-like. Lineage: Eukaryota; Viridiplantae; Streptophyta; Magnoliopsida; Malpighiales; Euphorbiaceae. The coding region runs from base 219 to 995 and encodes 258 amino acids. Gene Ontology annotation, cellular component: nucleus. The transcript has a single exon. The record is from RefSeq and is a predicted model, not a curated record. Gene Ontology annotation, biological process: regulation of DNA-templated transcription. Gene Ontology annotation, molecular function: DNA-binding transcription factor activity, RNA polymerase II-specific; RNA polymerase II cis-regulatory region sequence-specific DNA binding.
AACCCAAUUUAUUUGCUUAAAAUUAAAAAUACACACAUCUCAUUGGGCACCAAACCAAGUUCAUGCACCUCUCUGUCCCAUUUCCGUACCCUCUUUUUAUAUAUAUAUAUAUAUACACUCAUUCUCUUCUUCAAUUACUUCAUUUAUUCUGUUGUCCCCUUCUUCUUUAAAUUCUUAUAACCUAGUUCACUCCAUUUUCUUGAUUCAACUGUGUGAUUAUGGAAGGAAUGACUAAUAACAUGUGCUCUACUUCUAAUUCUUCUUCUUCAUCAGAAUCAUCUUCUUCAGAAUCUUCACUCAAUGGCAAUCAUUUUAAUCAUAAUAAUACGCCAAGAAUAGGUUCAGGUAAAGCUGAAAAAAUAAAAGGUCCAUGGAGUGCGGAGGAAGACAGGAUUCUGACUCGUCUUGUUGAGCGGCAUGGACCCAGAAAUUGGUCUUUAAUUAGCAAAUACAUAAAGGGUAGGUCAGGCAAAUCAUGCAGGCUUAGAUGGUGCAAUCAGCUCAGUCCAAAUGUAGAGCACCGUCCAUUUUCACCUGAAGAAGAUGAGACAAUCUUGGCCGCUCAUGCUAAGUUUGGUAACCGUUGGGCCACCAUUGCUCGGUUGCUUCCGGGGAGGACCGAUAAUGCUGUCAAGAAUCAUUGGAAUUCUACGUUGAAACGUAGGGCCAAAGAACAUACUAGUAUUAAGUAUGACGCCGGAAAUUAUAAUGAAACGGUUGUUGGCGGUGGUGUUUGUGGUGGUGUUGACUCGUUUUCGCCAUUGGGAUCUAAUAUUCCAAGAAUGGAAGUAGAAGAGGAAGAUGCGUUGACCGCGUUGACUCUGGCGCCGCCGGGGCUUGGUAGUGGGAAUAGCGGUAGUGGUGGUGGAAUGGUGGCGGAGAAUAGGGCGGAGAGUUUGCCAGCUGGGUUUUGGGAUGCGAUGAGGAAUGUGAUUGCUAGGGAAGUGAGAGAUUACAUGAGUUCUGGUUCAAAUGAGACUAUCAGUUACUUCUAGUUUGUUUUAGCUGUUAUUGUUAAUAUGAUGAUCUUAUCCUUUUUUGUUAAAAUUUAUUUUUCUUUAUUCACAAAGUUCAAAUGUAAGAUCAACUUGGUGGCUUAGCAAAUUUUUUACUCCAUGUUACAGCCUGGCUCCAGUUGGGAAAACUGAAACUGAAUUUUUUAUAUAAUUUGGCACCCACUCCAUCCCUAACAUAUAUUUGUUUA